AUGUUCCAGAACUUUGAAAAUCAGACAGACCCCACCACAGCCUCAGCCCUAAAGUCAGAAAGCCCUACAAGCCUCAGGGUCCAACUUCCCGCCUGCCUCCCAUCCCUCAUCGCCCUCACUCAGGCACUGCUAGGUUCCAUCCUGGCACUCACCAACGGACUUACCCUGCUACUACUGGGCCCAGACUGCAUGCAUGGCUCUGGGGCCUGUGGCCCCUUCGUCUACCUGGACCCUGGCUUCUCCAUGGUGGCUGUGGGGGUGCUGCUGGCCACCACUCUGCCCCAGGUGUGCCGCUACGGUUGGCUGCUGCUCCAGGCCGUCCCGCCCCAGGUGUGUGUGUCUGAUCUGGGCCGGCGGAUCGCCAGUGUGCCAGGGGUGCAGGCGGUGCACGACCUCCACGUGUGGCAGCUGACAGAGAGCUGCCUGGUGGCGUCUGUACAUGUCCACUGCCACGCUGGGUUCCAGAUACACAGUUUGUGUGGUGAUUUGUUGUCGGGGGUCACCAAGGUACUGCAGAGUGUAGGUGUGAGCUGCUGCACCGUACAACCAGAGUUCCUCCUCUCUACUCCCACAGCCAACGGCAACCUGGAUAACAACGGCACCAACCCCACCAUCAUCCAUAGGGAGAUGCCCUCACACCUCGCCUGCAGCCUGGCCUGUGGGAAGGGCUGUGCUGGGAAGAUGUGCUGUGCUCCUCUGGAGGAAGGGCCUGCAGAGCCACUGGCACCCCCUGCUGGGGAAACUGAGGAGGAGCCUCACGUGCUGAUCAUCGAGAACACCUUUCUUUGAGGGAAGGACCUCUAGGAUGUAUCUCAGUAGUGUAGAGUGGGCUCCUUGCAUCC
This is a messenger RNA of Oncorhynchus nerka (sockeye salmon), 842 nucleotides long. RefSeq names its product proton-coupled zinc antiporter SLC30A1-like. The coding region runs from base 1 to 789 and encodes 262 amino acids. Gene Ontology annotation, cellular component: membrane; endoplasmic reticulum; Golgi apparatus. NCBI's taxonomy places the organism in Eukaryota, Metazoa, Chordata, Actinopteri, Salmoniformes, Salmonidae. The record is from RefSeq and is a predicted model, not a curated record. The transcript has 3 exons. Gene Ontology annotation, biological process: intracellular zinc ion homeostasis; detoxification of zinc ion; zinc ion transmembrane transport. Gene Ontology annotation, molecular function: calcium channel inhibitor activity; zinc ion transmembrane transporter activity.